AUGUCUACAAUAUUGGUCACCACAGGUGCCACUGUCACAUUUAGACAGUUGAUUGAAACAGUGGUUUGUUCCAAAUUUAUUAACUCUUUGAUAGAUUUGGGAGUAUCGAGGCUAUUCAUACAAUACGGCAACGAAGUAAAGGGAUCACAACAUAUAAGUCGUCAAUUCUUUCAAAAUCAAUUAAAAAAGAGCAAGAUCGUGGAGGAGUUUGGGUUCACAGUGGAAAGCAAUGCUACUACAGACACAAUGAGGAUAACGGGGACUGGUCUUGAAGUAACUGCAUUCCCAUUCUCACCUCAAAUACAAGACUACAUUCAACAAGCUGACAUUGUUAUAUCUCACGCAGGAACUGGCUCGAUUAUUGACACAUUGCGCAGUCAAAAGAAGUUGAUAGUUGUGGUGAAUGACCAGUUGAUGGAUAAUCACCAGGAAGAAAUUGCCGACGAGUUUGUUAAAUUGAAGUAUUGCGUAAAAUACAAUUUCAAUGAUGAUUUUGCCAGAGCUCUAACGGCAGUGCUAAAGCAGGAAUUUGAAAAGUUUCAAGAAAAUGAUGGCAGCAUUUUGCAGAGCAUAAUUGCAGAGGAAUUGGGGUGA
Messenger RNA from Lodderomyces theae, 594 nucleotides. RefSeq names its product N-acetylglucosaminyldiphosphodolichol N-acetylglucosaminyltransferase catalytic subunit. Gene Ontology annotation, cellular component: extrinsic component of endoplasmic reticulum membrane; UDP-N-acetylglucosamine transferase complex. Gene Ontology annotation, molecular function: hexosyltransferase activity. Bases 1 to 594 code for a protein of 197 amino acids. The transcript has a single exon. Lineage: Eukaryota; Fungi; Ascomycota; Pichiomycetes; Serinales; Debaryomycetaceae. The record is from RefSeq and is a predicted model, not a curated record. Gene Ontology annotation, biological process: dolichol-linked oligosaccharide biosynthetic process.